AAACUCUCUACCUUCUCCUGGUCGUUACCGGGGCAGCUGUAGUAACGGUCUAUGGCGACCCCGGGAAGAAGAUGGUGUGCUACUUCACCAACUGGGCGCAGAAUCGUCCAGGUGAAGGUGCCUUCCUUCCAAAGGACAUCAAUGGGAGUCUGUGCACACACAUUCACUACGCUUUUGCAAAACUAGACAAGGAUCUUAAAUUGGCACCCAGUGCUCCCGAUUCAUAUAAAAACAACCUUUACCAGAAUGUCCUCAAUAUAAGGAGAUUCUAUCCACAACUAAAGGUUUUGCUGUCUCUUGGAGGCUGGAAAAUGGGCACAGAGCCUUGGACAAAUAUGGUCAAUGACGAUCAAGCCAGAAGAAAUUUUAUCCAGCAAACCGUUCAGGUCCUGAGAAAUGUCGGUUUCGACGGUCUGGAUCUGGACUGGGAAUACCCAGGAUCCCGAGGAAGUCCCGCAUCGGAUAAAUAUAAAUUUACCCAACUGGUUUCGGAGCUGAGGAAUGCUUUUGAUAAUGCUGGUUUUCCUCGCCUUCUCCUGUCGGCUGCUGUAGGGGCCAGCAAAUAUACUAUAGAUACAGCUUACGAAGUGGACAAGAUCUCCAGGGACCUGGACUACAUUGUGCUCAUGAGCUACGACUACAGCGGCGUCUGGAACCACAAGACUGGCCACGGGAGUCCACUGUAUAGGCCAUCGCGGCCAGUUGGAGACGACAAAUACAACAAUGUCGACUGGUCUGCCAGUGCGUGGGUUGAACGUGGAUGUCCCAGGUACAAGCUCGUGAUAGGUAUUCCUACGUAUGGUCGCUCCUUUACCCUGGUGGAUCCCAAUGACAAUGGUAUCGGAGCCCCGAUCUAUGGCGCAGGAAAAGCAGGAGAGUUUACUGGCGAGGCUGGAAUCUUGUCUUACUAUGAGAUCUGUAAGAUGUACCGUGGUGGACAGGUGACUUGGGUUCCAGACCAGAAAGUUAUUUAUGUGGUUCAAGGAGACCAAUGGGUUGGUUUUGAAACCGUAGACACGGUCUAUUAUAAGAUGGACUACAUCAACGGAGGAGGAUUUGCUGGUGCAAUGGUUUGGAAUUUCGACUUUGAUGACUUUACCGGCACCUUCUGCGGGGAAGGAAAAUAUCCACUCAUUGAAAAAAUGAGUAGCAUGACAAAGCCCUUUUCUCUUAAUUGGGUAUAACCAACCGCAUGUCCACGAGUUUCAUUUUGAAAAUAAAACUUUGCAGAAAACCUUGAAAA
Molecule: messenger RNA, 1243 nt
Organism: Aplysia californica (California sea hare)
Lineage: Eukaryota; Metazoa; Mollusca; Gastropoda; Aplysiida; Aplysiidae
Product: chitotriosidase-1
Biological process (GO): chitin catabolic process; carbohydrate metabolic process
Cellular component (GO): extracellular region
Molecular function (GO): chitinase activity; chitin binding
Source: RefSeq, a predicted model, not a curated record